AAACCUAUUAAAUACUUGAUCUUCGCCAAAAAAUAAUAGUCGUAUUUUGGAGCCAAGACAUAUCGUUCAUAAACACGUUGAAAAUAGAUUUAUAGGCCAUCAUGGAAUUUUUUUUGUGGAAAGCAUUAGCUCAUACCUUUUCAAAAAUACUGAUCGACCUACGAAAGAAGUUUACUGCGGAGAAAAAAAGUGACGUAAUUAAUGAUGUCCUAAUCUACGGAAGUAAUGAUACCGAGGAGUGGAAAAAGCAAGUAGGUCUCAACAACCUUUUCUGUAUUUUGUACAUGAUAGUUCAUGCUGCAAGAACAAUUGAUAUAUCUAUUCCAAGUCUGGAAAGUGAUUCCAUAACGAAAUCUCUGAUACAAGUGAAAAUAAAAAAUAAUGUGGAAAUACGGCUAAUUGUGCACAGAUAUGCUGAAUAUUGCAACUUACAGAGCUUAGCAGAAAACGGCAUUCGCGUCAAAGUUAUAAAUUGUACAGUGAAACUUGAGCAUGAAUUCAUAAUAAUUGAUGAAGAUUGUAGUGAUUCUGUUGUUAUUUUUGGUUCAUUAGAUUUUGAAGUGAAUCGCGUUAACUGCUCCAGAGACAUAACUAUUCUAUCCUCCGAUGUUGCUCUUAUUUCAAGUUUACAGCGCGAAUUUCUUAGAGUGUGGUGUUCGGUGGACGACACUCAAAUAAAUCAAUUUGACGAUAUCGACGACUAAACAUAUAUUAUU
Pieris brassicae (large cabbage white) is the source of this 716-nucleotide messenger RNA. RefSeq lists its product as uncharacterized. Gene Ontology annotation, molecular function: RNA endonuclease activity producing 5'-phosphomonoesters, hydrolytic mechanism. Bases 102 to 704 code for a protein of 200 amino acids. The transcript has a single exon. The record is from RefSeq and is a predicted model, not a curated record. NCBI's taxonomy places the organism in Eukaryota, Metazoa, Arthropoda, Insecta, Lepidoptera, Pieridae.